GUAAAUCUUCGUUCAGCUAAGUGUAAAAUAAGAAGUGGUGGAGAACCGUCAAACUUCUUAAGGAAUCUCCUGCUCGCCCUUCUGUCUGAGCUAGGAGAAAAAGAGAAUGACGAAUAAAUUACAGACUUUUUCGUGACCGACUUUGCCUGCCCAUUGCUUGUCACUAACUGGGGUAUGACGUCAGUUACGGAUCUAUUUCUUGGUCAUUAUUACCUUGUCAUGGUGUCACCGUAGCAACGGGGUCAACCAAUACAUUAUGUAACAAAGCAUGUGAAACUAUGUGGUUAUACUGGAAAACGUUGGUACCACCAUGGAAACCCGUGGUAGAGCUGUGCCAGGUGGCACUGCUACCAGUCCCGAAUCUGCAAUGGCAUCAGAAUUAUUUGACCAGUUUGUAUCAGCUGGAACUUUUAAAUCAGUUUUGUCCACAUACCGCCAGUUAUGUGAAGUUUUGCGACUAAAGCCUACAAACAUAACAAAUUUUUAUCCUCGAUUAAAAGCAAAACUUCAUUCAUGGAGGGCAGCUUCAUUGUGGACAAAAUUAGACAAAAGAGCAAGUCACAAAUGCUACAACAGAGGCAAGGCUUGUCCUAACACUAGAGUUUUAAUUAUUGGUGCAGGCCCUUGUGGUUUGAGGGCAGCAAUAGAAGCUCAACUUUUAGGCGCUAAAGUUGUUAUUGUAGAAAAAAGGGAUCGCUUUUCAAGGAAUAAUGUUUUACAUUUAUGGCCUUUUGUUAUACAUGACCUUCGUAACCUUGGAGCAAAGAAAUUUUUUGGGAAGUUUUGUGCUGGCUCAAUUGACCAUAUAAGUAUUCGGCAACUACAAAUCAUCCUCUUGAAAGUAGCACUACUUUUAGGUGUUGAAGUACAUGAAAAUGUUGGUUUUGAAAGCUUAAUUGAACCUUCUGAAGAUCAAACACGAAUUGGUUGGCAUGCUCGAGUUUCUCCUCCAGAUCAUCCUGUAUCUCAGUAUGAAUUUGAUGUGCUUAUUGGUGCUGAUGGCAAACGGAAUACACUACUUGGUUUUAACAGAAAAGAAUUUCGAGGGAAGCUAGCUAUUGCUGUUACUGCAAAUUUCAUCAACAGGCAUACUAUUGAAGAAGCUAGAGUACCUGAAAUAAGUGGGGUUGCAUUUAUAUUUAACCAAAAGUUUUUUCAGGAUAUGAGAGAGCAGACAGCUAUUGAUCUUGAAAACAUUGUGUAUUACAAAGAUGAUACUCACUAUUUUGUAAUGACAGCCAAAAAACAGAGCUUAUUGGAACGAGGUGUUAUUAUCAGAGAUUAUAAUGACACUGCAAGACUCCUUGCUGCAGAAAAUGUCGACCGAGAAGCGUUAAUGGAGUAUGCCCGGGAUGCUGCUGAUUUUGCUACUAGUUAUCAACUUCCAAGUCUUGAUUUUGCUGUUAAUCAUUAUGGGCAAGCAGAUGUUGCUAUGUUUGAUUUUACGUCUAUGUAUGCAGCUGAAAAUGCUUGUCGCGUUAUAGAAAGGAAAGGACAUAAAUUGCUUCAAGGUCUUGUUGGUGAUAGCCUUUUAGAGCCUUUCUGGCCAACUGGUUCUGGUUGUGCUCGAGGUUUCCUAAGUUCUUUUGAUGCAGCCUGGAUGAUAAGGAGUUGGGCUUCUGGUAGACUUUCACCAUUGCAAGUGCUUGCGGAAAGAGAAGCUAUUUAUCGUUUGUUAGCUCAAACUACUCCAGAAAAUUUAAGCAAAGACUUAAAUCAGUAUACUCUUAAUCCAUCUUCAAGGUACCCAAAUCUUAAUCUUCAAGCAGUUCUGCCUUCUCAAGUGCGAUCGCUAUAUGAUACAGAUGGAAAACUGGAAGAAAGCAUCAUUGAUGUCACUGUUGAAGCACCAAAAAAGAAGAGGAGGAAAGAAUCCAUGAUCCAUCCUGAUACAUUGCUUAACUGGUGCCAGAAACAAGUAGCACUGAAUGACAAAAUCAAAAUUAAUGAUUUCACAUCAUCCUGGAAAAAUGGAUUAGCUUUAUGUGCAAUAUUGCACCGUUAUCGACCUGAUCUCAUUGAUCUUUUAGCUCUAGAUCCAGAAAAUGUUGCAAAAAAUAAUCAGUUGGCUUUUGAUAUUUGUGAAAAGGAACUUGGUAUUCCACCUGUUAUGACUGGUCAAGAAAUGGCUGAAUGCUCUGUUCCAGACAAAUUAACCAUGGUGUCUUACAUAUCGCAAGUAUAUGAAAGUUUUCGUGGAGAGAUUCCUGUUAUUGGUUAUCCAAAAAUUAAUGCUAAUGAAGAAAGAACUGCGAGUCCUAAUAAGCAACUACAUAGUACACCUUUGUCAAUUAUAAACAAAAUCAGUUGCAGAUUUCAGCAUAAAAGAAAAUAUUCAGUUGAAAAAGAGUUGUCUAAAGAAAGGGAAAGAGGUGAAAAUGUAAGGCGGCGUUCUUCCUCACUAUUUGCUCAUAAAAGAAAAUCCAAGGAAAAAGGAGUACCCUCAGAUAUUUUGAAACAAGAUGUUAUAUUAACGGACUAUAAAAGUAUCACUGCCAACAAGCCUAGAGAAUCGAUCAACACUCGAGUGAAGAAUUUGGAAGCAAAAAUAGCAAGAGAUGCUGGUCACAGAUUUUACAAUACUGAAGAAUCUGAAAGUUCAAAAGCAUCACGUAUUCGAUCUGAACAAACAGAGCUUAACAUAAAACUGCUACAAGAACAGCUUCAGAAAAAUGGUAGUGAAGCUAAUAUAAAGAAGUCCAGAACACCAAAAGUUGGUAAAUUGAGAAAGGAUGAGUGGAACGUCAAAAUUAUUGAGGAAAAAACAAAGCAACAGCAGUCUGCUUUAUUAAAAAAUUCAACUCCAGAGAAACCAAAGAUAUUUAAAGAAAUAUUUAUAAAUAAGCGGCAUUAUAUGGAUGAAAAGCUUAAAGCUGGUGGAGCCCUAACCCCAGAAGAAGCAGCCAAAUAUAAAAAAAUUGAUGAUGCCCUAAAUAAGUUGCAGAAUAAAUUAACAAAGGGCACGAUGGAUGUUGGUGAUCGUGGUUACAACCAAACUGCUGCAAUGGCUGAACACAUGGCUACCAUCUGGGAUAAGAAGGCUGGCAGGAAAAAAGAUCCAUUACCUCCUGCACCUGUUGUCAAAAAGGUAUGUAAAUCUUUCAAAUAAUCAGUUGUAAGCCUUUACAUGUGUAAGAGUGUUAUUGUAUGCACAAUUUAUUAUACAAAUUCCUGCAUGUAAUAAAUUAGAUAUGGUUUUCUAAAUUUAUAUAGCAGUUGUGCUUUUUUGGUUGUAUUAUUUUUAUUAACGUUUAUCAUUACUAUGUUAUUUGGCAUUAAAUUUACUUUUAAAAAUUUGAAUUUAUAUUAAAGGGAGGGAAUCCUAGGAUCAUUUGUAAGUAAAACUUUAGUGCUUUGGAUAAUUCUUAAGUUAAAUUUGUUCAAUGCCCAAAAAGAAAAAAAACAGG
Messenger RNA from Stegodyphus dumicola, 3407 nucleotides. RefSeq names its product Molecule interacting with CasL (gene Mical). NCBI's taxonomy places the organism in Eukaryota, Metazoa, Arthropoda, Arachnida, Araneae, Eresidae. The record is from RefSeq and is a predicted model, not a curated record. Gene Ontology annotation, molecular function: protein binding.